AUGCCUUGCCACCAAACAACACUGCCCCUUCACUUUUCAGUCUUUUUGCCUGGUGUGUUCUGGUCAAGGGCGUGUGCGUACACCUACCGCUUCUCUCUAGCUCCAUCGUUCCGGCCCCUUAAAGUUUAUGACAUACUUUCAGAUCGGCUUCGGGCCGUAAGUAAAAUAUGUAGCCAGCCUGCGACCAUCAGUGGCACCCAGCAGCUCACAGAUUUGCCGUUGUCCUUCUUGGGUCUGUAUCAUGUUGGCCAACCCCCUUACAUCUUUAGCCGAGCUUAA
Pochonia chlamydosporia 170 is the source of this 279-nucleotide messenger RNA. RefSeq lists its product as hypothetical. Lineage: Eukaryota; Fungi; Ascomycota; Sordariomycetes; Hypocreales; Clavicipitaceae. The record is from RefSeq and is a predicted model, not a curated record. The coding region runs from base 1 to 279 and encodes 92 amino acids. The transcript has a single exon.